Molecule: messenger RNA, 4161 nt
Organism: Solea senegalensis (Senegalese sole)
Lineage: Eukaryota; Metazoa; Chordata; Actinopteri; Pleuronectiformes; Soleidae
Gene: znf710b
Product: zinc finger protein 710b
Exons: 6
Coding region: 292-2367 (691 amino acids)
Biological process (GO): regulation of transcription by RNA polymerase II
Molecular function (GO): DNA-binding transcription factor activity; RNA polymerase II cis-regulatory region sequence-specific DNA binding
Source: RefSeq, a predicted model, not a curated record
AUUCACGUCAGCCCCUCGUCUCUUCCCUCCUUCCUGCUACACUCAACCAGGACCCGCCGCUCAAACUGUUUUCCCAUGUUCACGUUAGCCACGGUCACGUCGCCACCAUAAACCGAUUUUGGAACCAGGCUUCAAAAUGAAAAUGUACGUGCCGUGUUGAUGAUUAUGUGACGGUCUCCGCGUUACGGACGGCUGUCUGUCAGUGCGGGGCUUUUCCUGGGUUGGACCGAAAACCAACGGUCGAUGUAGGAGGAGGCGAGCCGGCGCCUGGGUAGAUGUGAGCCCAAGGUAAUGGCCAGGCUGGUGGACAUAGGCACACAGACAGAUCCAGUAGUCGUGCUGUCCUUGGCCCAGGCCGCCGUGCUAGGUCUCAUCUCCCAGAAUGAAGUGUUUGGAGCUACUAUUGCACCUAACGGCUUCUACACCGGUGAACCCAAAGAGUCCCCAGCGCCCCCAGUAGACGGAGUUGACUACGAGUACGCAGACCAGCUUAUCGGAGCUAACGGAGAUUACUUAGGAGACAACUUGGGGGAAGACGGACAGAUGCAACCCAGCUGCAGUCAGAGAAGGUGGCAACAGGGGCCGCCUCAACACCUAGACGGGAAAAUGGUUGGCCCUGAUCGUCACGGCCUUCAAGGCAGUGACGUGGCCCCGUCCCAUGUGAAAGGGGAAGUGGUGAACUCUGGAGUGUCCCCCUGUGUCCAUAUGCUUAACAACAUGGCUCCCAGAGGCGGUUUAGUACAAGUGGAUCCCAACGUCCUCAGAAGCAGUAACAAGAACUGUGCAGAGUGUGAGCGGGAUGUGACUAACCAACAGCAAGCCAACACACACGGACACCCACCGCCCUCACAGGUUGGCCACAGAGGAGGCGAGCAGGCCCACCGAGGCCUGCAAGGCCAGCGCCCUAUGGGAAGCCAUGGUCGAGGUGGCAGAGAGGAUGAAGAAGAGGUAGAACACCAGGGGAACAACAUGAUGAAGCCCACGCAGCAAGAGGAAGCCAUCAGCAGCUACUUCCAGAGCAGUGAGGUGGGCAGCUAUGAUUCGGGGGAAAUGGGUAUCGGGAGCGAGUACGAAGAGAGUGGCCAGAGCAUGAUGUGGACAGACGGGAGCGGAGGAGGGCAGCACCAGCCGCCUCCGCACCCGCAGCCUCCCCGUCGGCACGGCGGUCGCCGCGUAGAUCGUCUCGAUAUCAACAUUCAGAUUGAUGAAUCUUACUGUGUAGACGUGGGAGACGGCCUGAAGCGCUGGAAGUGCCGCAUGUGUGACAAAUCGUACACCUCGAAGUACAACCUGGUCACGCACAUCCUGGGUCACAAUGGCAUCAAACCGCAUGCCUGUCCACACUGUGGGAAGCUUUUCAAGCAGCCCAGUCACCUCCAAACCCACCUGCUCACGCACCAAGGUACGCGGCCUCACAAGUGCACCGUCUGCAAGAAGGGCUUCACUCAAACCAGCCACCUGAAGCGACACAUGCUCCAGCACACCGACGUCAAGCCCUACAGCUGCCGCUUCUGCCGCCGCGGCUUUGCCUAUCCCAGCGAACUGCGAGCGCAUGAGGUGAAGCACGAGCGGGGUCGGUGCCAUGUGUGCUCGCAGUGUGGCAUGGAGUUCCCCACCUACGCCCACCUCAAACGCCAUCAGACCAGCCAUCAGGGCCCCCACACCUUCCAGUGCACCGAGUGCAACAAGUCGUUUGCUUACCGUAGCCAGCUCCAGAACCACCUCCUGAAGCACCAGAGCCCAAGGCCUUACACCUGCUCCCAGUGCGGCCUGGAGUUUGUGCAGCUCCACCACCUGCGUCAGCAUUCACUCACUCAUAAGGGAAUGAAAGGCCACAAGUGUGAUGUGUGUUCGCGAGAAUUCACCCUGUCGGCGAACCUGAAGAGGCACAUGCUCAUCCACAACAGCGUCAGGCCCUUCCAGUGUCACGUCUGCUUCAAGAGCUUCAUCCAGAAACAGACCCUCAAGACACACAUGAUCGUCCACCUGCCUGUCAAGCCAUUCAAAUGCAAGGUAUGUGGCAAGUCUUUCAACAGAAUGUACAACCUGCUGGGUCACAUGCACCUCCACGCUGGCAGUAAGCCCUUCAAGUGUCCUUACUGCACCAGUAAGUUCAACCUUAAGGGAAACCUCAGCAGGCACAUGAAGGUCAAACACGGAAUGGACGUUUCACCAGAGGGACAAGAAGUGCUUCCAGAAAUGGAAAACCAGGGGGAGUAUGAAGGACAGAACUUCGGCUUUACAUCACCAGACAAUAUGGACAAUGGUGGCUCCCAGAACCUCACUAAACUCACCACAGCCAACAUGGAGGACAUGGAGGAGUAUUACAACUUCGGCAAGGAUACGAGCAGCUACGCUACACCUUGAGUGGCGAUGGACCAGAGAACAUGAAUCUUGUCUUUCAAAGCAGAGGGGAAAUUAUUUGGAUACUGUUGUCAUCACUUUGGGAGACUUUGAGGAAAGGGUUUUUCUUUUAGUUUUGGCCUCCUUCCAGAAGAGCCAGAAACUGCCAGACUCUGAUGGGGAGGCCAGGAGAACGAGUCACGCUUCAAAGAAGACGUUUCAGCUCUGUUGCAUUAUGGCAGUGACACUGAAGCUACUGACGACUCGCUUUAGUCUGGAGCUCUUUUUUUUUUUUUGGGAUAACUACUCUAACUGACUCCAGGACUCUUAGCGGACAGUCAAAUCUGUAUGUUGUGUGUAUGUAUCUUUUAUUUCAAAAGAAGAAGAAGAAGAAGAAAAAAAACAUGCUGCAGUUGCAGAGCCAUCGGUUACAUUUGAUGUGGUAGAAAACUGUUUACUGUUUUGCCAGCGUUGUCACUCACUCACUCCCAGUGUAUGCUCUUAUAUUUUUGACUGAAAGUGCCAGUUAGAUACAUUUGCAACUAAGCUUCCACCGCGUCGGCUAUUUACUCACUGUAUACUGAAAUUUUCAUACGUAGUCACAACAUAUUCAUAGGUGUGAAUGCUAUUAUGAAACAGUUCACAGUCGCGGUCGCCCCGUUCCUGCCCAGCCCUCGGCUAAAAACUUAAAACAGAGAUGAGAUGAGAUUCAACUUUAUUGUCAUUACUCAAAUCCAAGUUUCGUGGUAACGAAAUGAGGUUUGCAUCUCACCAGUAGUGCAACAAGCAGAAAGUGCAAGAAACGUCGGGGUGUAGGAUGUUAAAGUGAAACUGUUUCCGUACGAACGGACCCAAAAUUAACAAGAAAAUCACUGCAAAAUUGCAAAACAGGCCAGUCUUUGAGUGCAUUUGUGCUUCGGCACAGGCUGUUGAAGCCUUUUUCUUACGAGGACACGUAGUAACACUUGUCCCAUGUUGGCUGAAUCCAGAAAACCCGUGUUGCCGGCAUGUUGAGCCCUCUCACUGUACAAAUGAUUCUGUGACAUGCUGCGCGUUAACCCACAGGUUGUGUUUCACAUUGGUUUUGCUUUACAUUAAUAAUCAAUCCUGUGUAGUCGGUAUACUGCUCUAGUUCUUGAAUUACUGAGUGAACAAUACAAAGCACUUUCUUUCAAAGAGAACUGUCAUUUUUCUGUGAAGCCCGUCUUCAGUAAUUUCCCUAAAGGAGAAGAAUUUGGGAAAAUAGCCCAUAAUGGCAAUAUUAUAAAAAAAAAACAACAACAAACGUAGUGUGUGUUCUCAGUAGUGCAGAUUCUUCCAUGUGGGUUUUACACAGUUGUCAAUUCAGAUGUGAAUUGAAGAAUGGGUGAGUCUUGGAGAUUAUCUGCGUUUCUGAGCUUUUUGUUGUUAUUGUUAUUCUUAAAAUCAGGACUGUUUUCACUUAACUUUCAAUUCAAUAAAUCCAGAGAUACAUUUUCCUUCUGAAGGAAAACAAAACACCAAAAUGGUGAUUAAAAAGCAACAUGCUGAUGUAGAAAAAAAAAAAUGGGGGAAAGAAACAUUAGUUCAUAGACUCCGUGGUUACAUUUUGUAAUGGUUGAAUUGAAAGUUGACUGACAGUAGUCCUACUAUUCAUAUAUCUGUUUUGGGGAAAACAGUCAGCUCCCCCUGUCCUGCCAUGCAGGUCAGCUCUGAUAUGCACACUAAACCAGAGGAAUGGUCUACUUGUUCUUUUUCAUAAUGAGGAACCUCAUGAAUAUUGACCAUUAAUUAUUUAAUAAAGGUUCUCUAGUUAAAUGAUGGAGACUGGACUUGUAA